AUGUAUGACAUGUUUUGUGUGUGGCUCGCGUUCGAGUAAGACUCUGUAAUGAAGACAGGCGCGCGAGGUUAAUUGAAACACGAGUAUAAUUUUGUAUACUUCGAGUUUCUACUGAAAGUUACUGUUACUGAAGGUUUGCAUAUUUAGAACAGACAGAUUCGUAAGGGUUUUUAAGAAGUGUUAUGGGAUGGAAAAAUAAUACAGUGCAGAUCUUGUUGUCCGGGAUACAACAGGUAAAAGAGCAAUUUUCAUUUUGUAAGGGAAGAGAAGGGGUUUUCAGAAGUCUAAAAUAAGAUGUCAUCUAUAGAAGAUUCCUAUCAUUUGUCCAGUUAAAUGGUUUAUUUGGUAAGUUUUUAUCUGACUGGAAAGCCCGCGAAAAAAUAUUCUAACAGAAAAUUUAACUUUUUCCUGGAUGAAAGAUCAUCGUUAGCUAAAGAUUGAAAAAUUACAAACCAGAACAAGAUAUGUCAAAAUACUAACUUGUGAUUGGCGGAGAGGUGACAGUUUCUGCACACCUGUCGAGCGGACCAGUCAGGGGAGUGUACCCUUUCCUAGAUACAAAACUACGUUAUCCCCAAAUAGUUAAGUCAUGAGAGAAAGAUAAUUAACAAUUCAUUCACCAGUUGUCUAAUAUAUAAACAAUUUACCGGUGGGAUGAAGUCACGGUAGGCAGGCUAGAAACCCAACGCCCCAUCGCCCGCCUAUGUUGGCCUGACAGAAAGUGCCAGACAUUUGAAAAUAGUGUUUUGUGUUUAUUCGCCAGGUCAUGAGGCUCGCAUCCUUGGCGGUACUAGUCGCCAUAGGCCUAGUCCAUUUCAAACUAUCGGCGUCUCUGCCCGUGUCUCCAGUCCCUCCUCUUCUUAACAAACUUCUCAAGGAUCAGAAUGUAACACUGGGUUUCAUUCUCAAAGGAUUGCAAGGUCCUCCCGGUGCGAAUGGUAUGGCUGGAAUGUCCGGUCAGCCAGGUCAACCGGGUCCACCGGGAUUCAAAGGAGAUCCCGGUCCUCCUGGUUUCCCCGGUACUCCCGGUCUUCCAGGAGCCCCUGGUUUUCAGGGACCUCCAGGUAUGGAUGGAGCUCCUGGUUCGCCUGGUUUCCCUGGUCCUCCAGGUUUUCCCGGUGGUAGUGGAAUGCCCGGUGUCCCCGGUAUGCAAGGACCUCCAGGACCUCCAGGUGCCCCAGGCCCUACACCAAUUAGAUACAACGGAACAGUGAAAUGUGAAGAGGACACAGCUUGGCUGCGAUGUAACGAGUACAAACACAUAAGCAUUAUCUCCGCUUUCUGGGGAAGACGAAACUUCGGCCUGUGCACGGAACACACAGGAAACCUACAGUUUAACAAAUACUGCCCGACAACGCCUCUCUUUCUGACAAAAGUUAAGGACGCCUGUGAAGGAACGACCAUGUGCGAGAUAAGAUGCACAAAGUUCUUCUUCAACGAUCAAUCUUGCUCAGACGUAUACAAAUACUUGGAAGUCUACUACAAAUGCAUUGAAGUUAUUAACGGUCACGAGGUUGUGAACGAAGAUAACCUACUCAACGCCAAUUUCUUGGGUUGAACGAACGAACGAACAAACUUUCUAUAGAACGUUACUUUGCUUCGCUCUCGGCUGUAUCAUUUCACUUUGCUGGAAAGAGUUGUAUUUGUAAAAACGGGCUUGCCUGAGGAUAAAAAAACGAAUAAAUCGCUUCAACUAAAAAGGGCGAAGGCCUCGAAUUUCUAAUUCUUCGGCGAAAGAAGACGACAUACAUGGUUCUUGUACUUGUGAACCAUGUGUUAUAUCGAUUUAAGGUAGUUUUCUUUCUGUACAUGACAUGAUUAAAUCAUCUUCGUAGAAUCGAUCGAUAUUUACUCGGCUCGACUCUUUACGAAAUUUGACGAAUUAGUGUGACGCAUUAGUGAGGUAGGGUCUCCAGUUUUUGUUGUCAACAGGUUUUUUUUUGUUCUAAUAAAUUACCUUUUGUGCCGUAAGGGCACAGACUGACCAAGGUUUCCAGCACUGACAAACCUCCCGAAUUGGCCAGACUGACCAAGAAGCAAUGAUCAGUAGCUGUUCAAAUCGCUUGUGUAUGAUAUAGUGCGAUUUAUGAUGUAAUCUUCACUCUUAUAUGUAAAUAAACUGGUAAUGGAAUGGUUUACAGGUGUACACACGCCUUAUGUAGUUCUAAAACAGUAACUCGAUCAUGAUUGCUUUCAUUUGGUGACUGAUGGAUGUCAAUGAAGUUCUACUUCAGCAUUAUGAAGUUCAAGUUUGUCAAUAAACGACGUUUCCGUUGUCCAA
Messenger RNA from Pocillopora damicornis (cauliflower coral), 2281 nucleotides. RefSeq lists its product as uncharacterized. Gene Ontology annotation, molecular function: carbohydrate binding. NCBI's taxonomy places the organism in Eukaryota, Metazoa, Cnidaria, Anthozoa, Scleractinia, Pocilloporidae. The record is from RefSeq and is a predicted model, not a curated record.